This is a messenger RNA of Gloeophyllum trabeum ATCC 11539, 1077 nucleotides long. RefSeq names its product Mov34-domain-containing protein. The transcript has 6 exons. Bases 39 to 974 code for a protein of 311 amino acids. Gene Ontology annotation, molecular function: proteasome binding; protein binding; metallopeptidase activity. Gene Ontology annotation, cellular component: proteasome regulatory particle, lid subcomplex. Lineage: Eukaryota; Fungi; Basidiomycota; Agaricomycetes; Gloeophyllales; Gloeophyllaceae. Gene Ontology annotation, biological process: proteasome-mediated ubiquitin-dependent protein catabolic process; protein deubiquitination. The record is from RefSeq and is a predicted model, not a curated record.
CCUGCACUCAUCCACCACCUUCCUCGUCGUCCAGCACAAUGUCGGAACCAGAGUUUGAGCGUAUGAUGGCGCAAGCCCAGCAUGCCAGUGGCCAGCACCAGGCCGGGGACUCGUCUGUACCGGACAAUGGCGAAGUUAUCCAUAUCUCGUCCUUGGCGCUUUUGAAGAUGUUGAAACACGGACGAGCCGGUGUACCCAUGGAAGUCAUGGGUUUAAUGUUAGGAGAGUUCGUGGACGAUUACACCGUGCAGGUGGUGGACGUUUUCGCGAUGCCUCAGUCAGGAACAACAGUUACUGUGGAGUCUGUCGACGACGUUUUCCAGACAAAAAUGGUGGAAAUGUUGAAACAGACCGGCAGGCCUGAAAUGGUGGUAGGAUGGUACCAUUCCCAUCCAGGAUUCGGCUGUUGGUUGUCCAGCGUGGAUAUCAACACACAACAGUCAUUCGAAUCCCUGAACUCCCGGUCUGUUGCCGUCGUCGUCGACCCUAUCCAAUCCGUCAAGGGCAAGGUCGUCAUUGAUGCAUUCCGUCUCAUUCCCCCACAACCUGUCCUCGCUGGGCAGGAACCUCGGCAGACGACGUCCAAUAUCGGACAUAUUAAUAAACCUUCAAUUCAAGCCUUGAUCCACGGCUUGAAUCGGCAUUAUUACUCCAUUGCUGUUAACUAUAGGAAGACCGAUUUGGAACAAGCAAUGCUCAUGAACUUACACCGGCGGAACUGGACGGAAGGAUUGAAGCUCAGGGACUUCAAGUUACACAAGGAGCAUAACGAGAAGGCCAUCAAGUCCAUGCUAACGCUGUCAGAAGCCUACAACAAGUCGGUGCAAGAGGAAUCUUCUUUGACACCAGAGCAGCUGAAGACCCGGCAUGUGGGCAAGCAAGAUCCCAAGCGUCAUCUGGAAGAAGCAGUGGAGAAGGCAAUGGGGGAUCAGGUCGUCCAGAACCUGGGCACGAUGCUACUGGCUGAACUUUGAAAGCUCGGACUUACGUGUAGAAUUCCAUCCGUCUAUUACUGUAUCCAUAAUUGAUCUUCCUUAUAUUCGAGCAGGCCAACGGUUGGUGCGAUCAUUGCCGGCG